CGGUUAUGCCUAAAGCAAAGCCGGUUAAAAGUGCUCGGCCACCUGGGCGCAAACAAGGCAGCAACAAUCAGAAGGAAGGCAAAGAUGUGAAGCUAACAAAAGACGAAAAGGCAGUCGUCAAGUUCCUAUUUGACAACGUCGAAAAUAAAAAAGCGAACAUGUACGGCAACAAUAAGCUCUACUUCGCUGGGGCAAAAGCAGUAACAUGUUUGAUGGAGUCCAAAUUCGCCCAAGGCAAAUAUGGAGAGACGUUGUUCAACAAUCGGAAAAUGGCCAUCGAGUUUUGCCAAAACUUACUCAACAAAAAUUCAUUCCACCGCGUUAUCAAAAUAGUCAAAAAACAGAAGCCAAGAGUUAAAGAAACUAGUAAGGACGAAAGCAGCAAAAGCAAGUCAUCCAAAAAGAGCUCUAGCAAACCAGGAGAAAACGAAGAAAAGGAAGAGAAAGCAACAGCUGGACCAGGGGGUGACCAGGAUUCGAACUCGGGACCUCAGAAAAGAAAGAUCAAGAAAGUGGAACCAGAAGUGUCUGACAAGAAGAAAGAAAAUAAAGAAGAAAAAGAAAAUAAAGACAGCAAUAGUAAAUCAAGUGUUAAAAAGGACGAUAAUGAGUCGUCUUCUGAAUCUAAACCAAAGAAAAAGAUCAAAGGAAAAGUCCAUCUCGAUUUGAAUCCGAACCAAACAUUCUACGACGAUCCCAAGUGCUACUACGUAUGGGUGUACGAGUCGCAAUCGAUCUGGAAGAGUCUGAUUGGCGGAGGCCUCAUCAUCGGCUCCAUCGCAAUCUGUCUGUUCCCUCUCUGGCCAGAAUGGCUACGCUACUCGUCCUGGUACGCCACCAGCUCCGUGGCCAUGCUUCUACUCGGCAUCCUCAUAGCUCUGGCUCUAGUGCGGCUGAUGGUCUAUGGAGUGGUGUUUGUGUACACAAAGUCAAAGUGUCGAUUCUGGCUGUUGCCGAACUUGUUUGCCGAAGUCGGGUUCUUCGAGUCGUUUGUGCCAUAUUACGAGAGCAAGUGGAUAAAGUCGGGGGAUAAAAAGAAGGAUAAAAAAGACAAGGCGAAGAAUUCAUCGGACGAGGAACGAGAUGAAGAGGAAAGUGUGCAUGGAGGCGAGGAUGAAAAUCAGGACAACAAAGAAAAUGAAGAUUUGUCGUCGGAUGAAAACAAAUCGGAUGCCAAUGACUCAAACUUAGUUGGCAAUGAACACUUGCCAAAUAAUGACGCGACUCCUGAAGAGAAUGAAAACAACGCCAAUGAGAACGAAGAAGAAAAUUCGUCCACUAACUCGGUUAACGAGAACGAUUUUGAGGUGCUAGAUGCGCAAUCCUAGCAUUCGCUAUGCUUCCAUGUCAAUUUUUAAAUCCUAAACCAAUGAAUUACACUAAAAAUGGCCACCGCGUCACAUGUUGUAGAAGAAAAAACUAUGUUAAUAAAGCUUUUAUAAAUUCACUCUAAAAUUAUUGAAUUGCUACAUGUUUUAACGUUGUCAGGCGGGUUAGCUUGGUUAGUGUUUUCCAUUAUUGUGCUGUCUUACUUGCGGGUGGUUGUAAUUUUUCCUCUAAUUUAA
Messenger RNA from Symsagittifera roscoffensis, 1565 nucleotides. Its product is annotated as translocation protein SEC62-like. The transcript is spliced from 2 exons. The coding region runs from base 6 to 1328 and encodes 440 amino acids. Lineage: Eukaryota; Metazoa; Xenacoelomorpha; Acoela; Convolutidae. The record is from RefSeq and is a predicted model, not a curated record. Gene Ontology annotation, cellular component: endoplasmic reticulum; endoplasmic reticulum membrane. Gene Ontology annotation, biological process: post-translational protein targeting to membrane, translocation.